Erythranthe guttata (spotted monkey flower) is the source of this 1946-nucleotide messenger RNA. The record is from RefSeq and is a predicted model, not a curated record. NCBI's taxonomy places the organism in Eukaryota, Viridiplantae, Streptophyta, Magnoliopsida, Lamiales, Phrymaceae.
GCUCGAUUUCUCUUCUGCACUCGUCUCUAUUUGUUUUCUCUAUCGCUCUGAUAAUCAGCUGCGACGCCGGUUCAUCACAGCACCUCUGCCCGUUCCACAUUUUGAUGCGCUCAUGGCACCUAUAAAGAGCAUUCUUUCUCUACGAAGGACCGCUUAUGCUCAGCGCUCUGGUGAAAAUUGGGGCCUAGCGAGGAAAUUAUUCAGCACCCAGGCUGCAACAACUUCUCCCACCCCUCAGCCCCCACCCCCUCCACCUCCUCCAGAGAAAACCCACUUUGGCGGCCUGAAAGAUGAGGAUCGCAUUUUCACUAACGUAUAUGGGCUGCAUGAUCCAUUCCUCAAAGGAGCCAUGAAACGUGGAGACUGGCACAGGACAAAAGACCUUGUAAUUAAGGGAACUGAUUGGAUUGUCAACGAGAUGAAGAAAUCUGGUCUUCGAGGAAGAGGUGGAGCUGGAUUUCCAUCUGGGCUUAAAUGGUCCUUUAUGCCAAAGGUAUCCGAUGGUAGACCUUCAUAUCUUGUUGUUAAUGCCGAUGAGAGUGAACCUGGAACAUGUAAAGAUAGGGAAAUUAUGCGUCACGAUCCGCAUAAAUUACUCGAAGGUUGUCUAAUUGCUGGAGUAGGUAUGAGGGCUAGUGCUGCGUAUAUUUAUAUCCGUGGCGAGUAUGUGAAUGAAAGAUUGAACCUCGAAAAGGCUAGGAAAGAAGCGUACGACGCUGGACUGUUGGGAAAGAAUGCGUGUGGAUCGGGUUAUGAUUUCGAUGUGCAUAUCCACUUCGGUGCUGGAGCUUAUAUAUGCGGGGAAGAGACAGCUCUUCUUGAGAGCCUCGAGGGCAAGCAAGGGAAACCUAGAUUGAAGCCUCCUUUCCCAGCCAAUGCCGGGCUAUACGGUUGCCCGACAACUGUCACAAACGUCGAAACAGUGGCUGUUUCGCCAACCAUACUAAGGCGGGGCCCAGAGUGGUUCGCUAGUUUUGGAAGGAAAAACAAUUCCGGAACAAAACUGUUCUGUAUUUCAGGCCAUGUGAACAAGCCAUGCACUGUGGAAGAGGAGAUGAGUAUACCGCUGAAGGAGCUCAUCGAGCGGCACUGUGGCGGUGUUCGUGGCGGGUGGGACAAUCUGCUAGCUGUCAUCCCAGGUGGCUCGUCUGUUCCUUUAAUCACAAAGGACAUAUGCGAGGAUGUGUUGAUGGAUUUUGAUGCGCUUAAGGCUGUCCAAUCUGGGCUAGGAACAGCAGCUGUGAUUGUAAUGGAUAAGUCCACCGAUGUGGUGGAUGCUAUUGCUAGGCUGUCUUACUUUUACAAGCACGAGAGCUGUGGGCAGUGUACACCUUGCAGAGAAGGCACGGGUUGGCUUUGGAUGAUAAUGGAGAGAAUGAAGGUUGGGAAUGCAAAGCUGGAGGAGAUUGAUAUGCUUCAGGAGGUGACUAAGCAGAUUGAAGGGCAUACGAUUUGUGCACUUGGUGAUGCUGCUGCUUGGCCCGUUCAGGGGCUUAUUAGACAUUUCAGACCGGAGCUUGAGAGGAGGAUUAGGGAGCGGGCUGAUAGAGAGCUUCAACAGGCUGCUGCUGCUUAAUUCUUCUCCUAUAAAGGGAGAUAUUUUUGCUGUUAGAUCCCGUUUAAUAAACCGUGAUAAAGUGGCGAGACAUUUCAGAAUGAUAUCCAUGUUCGGAUUUUUUUAAUGGUUUGUAUUAUUGCAUUUGAAUGUAAUAAGAUUCUAAACUUGUAUGUGUUUGAGCUCUGCUGCAACUUUAAAGGAUGUGGAAAGCUGAAGUUCCAUCCUGCUGGAAUAUUUAUUGUUUUAAAGAACCUUCGAAUUGUAAUUUUUGGUUUAUACUUUAACCGGCAUGUCGAUUAUUUAUCGAUUACUUAACCAUUUGGUCGGACACAUCUUACAGGCCGGAAUGUUUUCUACUGUUUGUGAUUAAUAAUACCGUUUAUCAGAA